AUGGCUGUUGCAAGUCAAUAUAGCGAUCCCAUCCGGAUCGCAGUCAUUGGCGGUACAGGGCUCGGCUCACUCGCAGGAUUCACUCAUGUCGCCACCAUCGACGUCAAGACGCCCUGGGGCUCUCCCUCGGCGCCCAUCAACGUUCUCCAUCACCCUUCGCCCACCACCGGCAAAGCAACGCCCAUAGCUUUCCUCUCCCGCCAUGGCACGCACCAUCAAAUCGCGCCGCACGAAGUGCCCAACCGCGCCAACAUCGCCGCACUGCGCAGCCUCGGCGUGCGGACCAUCAUCGCCUUCAGCGCCGUAGGCAGUUUGCAGGAGGAGAUCAAGCCGCGGGAUUUCGUUGUGCCCGACCAAAUCAUCGAUCGCACCAAAGGCGUGCGCCCCUUCACCUUCUUCGAGGGCGGCAUGGUGGGCCACGUGGGCUUCGGGGAUCCCUUUGACGAGGAAGUGGCCAAGGUGGUGCGCAAGUGCGGGCAGUCGCUCGAGGGCGACGGCGUGCGCUUGCACGAGCGCGGCGUGGUGGUGUGCAUGGAGGGCCCGCAGUUCAGCACGCGCGCCGAGUCGAAUCUGUACCGCUCGUGGGGCGGCAGCGUGAUUAACAUGUCUGCACUGCCGGAGGCGAAGCUGGCCAAAGAAGCGGAGGUUGCGUAUCAGAUGAUUUGCAUGUCCACGGACUACGAUUGCUGGCAUCAGGACGGCAACGACGUGACGGUGGAGAUGGUCAUGGGCAACAUGAAGGCGAAUGCGGAGAAUGCGAAACGCUUCGUUGCUGCGGUGCUGGACGAGCUGAGCAAGGAGGAGUAUGCCGAGCUCGUGCUGGCGAAGCAUCUAGAGGGCCAGAUGAAAUUUGCUGGCGCGGUCACUGCACCCGCUGGACGUGGUGAGGAGGCCAAGCGCAAGCUGCAAUGGCUGUACCCGGGCUACUUUGAGUGA
This is a messenger RNA of Neohortaea acidophila, 936 nucleotides long. RefSeq names its product nucleoside phosphorylase domain-containing protein. Gene Ontology annotation, molecular function: S-methyl-5-thioadenosine phosphorylase activity. Gene Ontology annotation, biological process: nucleoside metabolic process. Gene Ontology annotation, cellular component: cytosol. The transcript is spliced from 2 exons. Bases 1 to 936 code for a protein of 311 amino acids. Lineage: Eukaryota; Fungi; Ascomycota; Dothideomycetes; Mycosphaerellales; Teratosphaeriaceae. The record is from RefSeq and is a predicted model, not a curated record.